UCAACAAGGAACUGCGAUGGAACCAUCAGCAUUCUUGUAUCCUAUGCCAUUUUGUGCCUUCUUCGUCACUUUGUUUUCAAACUGCUUCGUUGCUGCAAACUCGAAUGCCAACAGCAUCAAUCAUUGGUCAUUUCCUGUUGAUGGCCCAACUGUCGCCAGCCUCCCUCUUACCCACGAAGGCAACCACUCAAUCCUGAUGCAUCACAGGUGCAGGAGGGAUACACUUCUGUAUCUAAGAGGAGGUGCAUAUCUCACAAGAGAUGGCUUUGAGUCUGCACUGGACCCGCUGUACAUUUCAUCAGACCUCUUGAAGGCAGGCACCAGUUCUCCUGUGUUAAGAUCAGCCACGUUCUCCAGUGAUAACCUCAUCAUGGCUGUCAGCGGGACCGUCCUCACCUACAAUCUGAGGACACAGCAGCUGAGCCGAGCCACUGGCAUCCCCGACGAUGUGGACAUCAACCAGGUGGCAUCCUUCCCGUGUUGCUAUAGCGACACCGAGUGGUGUCUGAAGCAAGACAGCUCAGUUGUUGCCUUCAAUAGUUACAGCCCAUCACGGACAACAAUUACCUACUUCUUGUCAUCCGACAGAGGUCAGUCUUUUUCCAUUCGACAGUUCCAGCUGGGCUUCCCAAUCAAGGGCAAAAUUUUGGGAGCUUCGAUUUUCGGUUCCCUGAAAACUGUCACCUUCCUGGUGGAUAGAGAGGACUCACUUAGUGCUCAGUUUGUCUACGAUUACAUUCAUCCAACACACGCUAUCUUGGCCAAGCCCUUCGCACUGCCGUUUAAUGUGACAGGGAACCAGACAUCGUUUGCUCAGCUGGAGAGUGGAGUUAGUAGUCUGGUAGUGUGGGAUAGUCAAGACAUCUACUACAGUGCUGUCGCAGGCAAAGCAGUUAUCAAGACAGUCGUCCAUUCUCGAGACCCAUCCUUAGCAUUGGCUGAUGACGAUACUGUCCAUCAAGUGAUUUCCAACAAGAAUGGAGAUUUUGCAGUGCUGACAACAAAAGGCCGUGUGUAUUUUGGCAGGGAGGGGCUGCCGCCAAAGAUAGUCAAGCUACCUCUGAAGAGCCCCCUGCCUGACCUUAUUGGCAACUCCUACGCAAUCCGCUUCACCCCUACAAACAAUAUUCAGUUGUUGUAUGCAGUCGACACGAACGAGAACACGAGCGCCUUUCCCCCUACCAGCAAGCUGCAGAUGCUGUCUCAGGUGGUCUACGUUCAGCAGCAGCUGGCCGAAGUAACACCUCCACUGGAGAAAUGCCGGCACCAAGGGUUCAUCACAAAUUUCCACGAUCGGCUGUUUUAUUUGGACCUGGGCCAGACAUUGGACCUGAGUGCCACCGUCAUCCCUGGUGCUUGGGAGUGCAACAGCUACAUGGUGUCUUUGUCUAAUCUGGGAAUCCUGUCGGUGAAUACCAGCGUCCAAGUUGGAGAGCCACUAGCACAAGGUGUGAUCAGCACAAAAUUGUUUGCACAUGUGUCUCUGAUCGCUGAUACUCUGCCUGAAGGCGGCAAAGAUGAAGCUCGUGGUAUGUCUACUCUGAGCAUGAGCAUGUACGACGCCAGUCUGAUGUGUCACCACAGGAAGCAAGUAGUUGCACACGUUGUUGCAGGAUGUUCACCAGGCAGACAUGUCCGAAUCAGAAAGAAUGGGGACGAGGAUUGUACAAAUAAGAGAGGAUAUGCCUAUACUAUAUACAAGGAUGUGUAUGACCCAACCUUUCUGCUGGGGUCAAGAGGGCUCACCGCUACAGCGGACAAGACCGUUUUGUAUGACUAUAACACCCUCGACUGUCCCAUCGUCAUGUACUACCAGGACAUGCUGAAACCCAUCGUUGAUUUAUACGAUGGUGAUGUGUUUGUUGAAGAGGUGCAAGAAGAUUACGUUGUGAAUGAAAUCAAUGGCAUGUUCACCUACAGCUACGAGAAAACGGCCAAACAGGUUGGCUGUAGGUCCCAGCCACAGAGCUGGCUACGACAGCUGAUUGCCCAAGACUCGCCGGACCCAGCAACUGCCUGGACAAGAGAGAACUACCGUAACUGCUUCCAAGAUGACGCCAGCGGAUUGCAGUUUCCCGAUCGACCCUAUGAAAUCCUGAGCAGUCAGAACAACAACCGGCUGAAAUGGAGUGCAUACAACGGCAUCAUGGUGUUUAACUUGUCUGUGCUGAACCCUGACUAUAGUUUUUGCCAGCUGCGGGGCCAGUUUGCGGUGGAGGUGUAUGGAGUCCUCCCCCAGUCAGUGCUGCCCCCUCUCCGUAUCAUGGUGGCCACCUGCGGCCUGGGGCUGGCCACCGUGGUGGCUUUCUAUAUCGGCCAGAAGCUGUGGCCAGGAGACAGGGACAAGGAGGAAGAGGAGAGCAAGGAGAGAGAGGCUGGUGCGCAAGAGGUGCCAAAUUCGUAAAAUGGCAUUUAGAUCUGUCUCUUGUGACUUGGGUAGCCUACAUAGGCCAGAACAGAGUGGCCAGAAAAAACCACAGAGAUGUUUAGCAUAAAUUUGAGCAGGAAGUAGUGGCCGGGGUGGCCCAUGUUGUUGCGGCCAGCAGACAGAAAGGACAAAGGCCGAGGGGAAAAUACACAAGCGAUAUCAGGACAAACGUGUGGUAGGUGCCUGAGAUUGGUGGCCUGGGUGGCCAACACUGGCUUGAUAUGAGGGGUUGGCCACAAGACGAGGAGGUGGAGAUGUAGACGUCAUGUCAUAUAUGGCUUGGUGGCCUUCAUGGCCUUGGAGAGGCCUGCAGAGGCCAGAGAGUGUGGCCAGUGGACUGAGGGAGACAUAUUACUUGUACCCUUUGAGGAGUUGCUGUAAAUUACAUCUUGGAAAGAAAUGCUCCUGCUAAGUCAUUUUCUCUGAAAGCAUUGACUGAAUGUUGCCUUUUAUACAUUUAACGACUAAAGUCUAACUUGUUCAGUCAUAUAAUGCUAACUUUGAUGGUUGUUGGUUGGUACUUUUCCAGUGUUUCAGAAGUUACAGGUUGAAAUCCUCUUCCAAAAUUAAGAACUGUCACUUAAGUUUACUAUACAUAAUGUCGUAAGUGGUAGUGCAUUCAGCUUGCAAAAUCAGUGUUAUUAGUUAGCUCAUCUGGUCUUUGUUGGUUACCUGUUGAAUCUGUGGUCAGGGGAGAAUUGGGUAGACAUUCUGGAAAGAUUCCGUAAAUGGAGGGAUUUAUUAUUUAAUCAUGACUUAAUUUUUUUUAUCGGGAAAAAAUAGGCAAUUCACAGUAGUGCGCCUCCAAGAGUUUGC
Acanthaster planci (crown-of-thorns starfish) is the source of this 3244-nucleotide messenger RNA. RefSeq names its product cation channel sperm-associated auxiliary subunit delta-like. NCBI's taxonomy places the organism in Eukaryota, Metazoa, Echinodermata, Asteroidea, Valvatida, Acanthasteridae. The record is from RefSeq and is a predicted model, not a curated record. Gene Ontology annotation, biological process: sperm capacitation; flagellated sperm motility. Gene Ontology annotation, cellular component: sperm principal piece; CatSper complex.